AUGGAAGACACACUGGAACAUUCCGAUGAUUCUUCUUCUACCCAUUCACACAUAAACACAAACACCUUACCUGCAUCCCGAUUUCUGAAUCUUGGUGACCCUGGCAAUCCCUUCCGUUUGGACAAUGGUGACAAUCCUACCGUUAUCCUCGUGACUGAUUUACUCACCACAGACAACUAUGCGACUUGGUCCCGUGCUAUGCGACUGGCACUCCGUGCGAAAAACCAACUGGGUUUUAUCUCUGGCGCCAUCCCUCAACCUAUCGAUCCAGAGGAUCCUCUUCUUGAGCUAUGGGAACGCUGCAACGACAUGGUCGUCUCAUGGAUCCAGAACUCCAUUAGUCCCUCCAUAAAAUCCAGCGUUGUUUUUGUCGAUGAUGCUCGGGAAAUUUGGCUCGAUCUUCAGGAUUGUUUCUCUCAACAAAACGGGCCUCGGAUCUUCCAGCUUAAGAAAACACUUUCCAGCCUUCUUCAAGACAAUGAUUCAGUCAGUAUUUACUACGGUAAGCUGAAAACUCUUUGGGAUGAACGUUCCAUUUAUGAUCCAAUUCCUGCUUGUAACUGUGGUUCUAUGAAAACCCUUUUGGAUCGUUACCAAAGAUUGUGUAUUUCAAUUUCUUAUGGGUUUGUGUGA
Molecule: messenger RNA, 633 nt
Organism: Juglans regia (Persian walnut)
Lineage: Eukaryota; Viridiplantae; Streptophyta; Magnoliopsida; Fagales; Juglandaceae
Exons: 1
Coding region: 1-633 (210 amino acids)
Source: RefSeq, a predicted model, not a curated record